Messenger RNA from Orcinus orca (killer whale), 1214 nucleotides. RefSeq names its product tachykinin precursor 1 (gene TAC1). Gene Ontology annotation, biological process: tachykinin receptor signaling pathway. The record is from RefSeq and is a predicted model, not a curated record. The coding region runs from base 268 to 660 and encodes 130 amino acids. Lineage: Eukaryota; Metazoa; Chordata; Mammalia; Artiodactyla; Delphinidae. The transcript has 7 exons.
AGAUGUUAUGCGCACCGACGGAUUGCCGUCUCGGAAACUCUCAAUCAGACGCAAGCAAAAGGAGAGGAGGCGGCUAAUUAAAUAUUGAGCAGAAAGUCGCGUGGGGAGCGUGUCACGUGGGUCUCGAGGCUCAGCGAACCUGGGAUAAAUACCGCGCUGCAGCCAGCAGGCAAAAGCACGAGCUGCUGCGACAGAGAGUGCCGAGCGCCCAGCGAGCGCUCCGACCCGCCGAGGAACCCCAAGGGCUGGUCAGCCGCAAAAUCCGACAUGAAAAUCCUCGUGGCCUUGGCAGUCUUUUUUCUCGUCUCCACUCAACUGUUUGCAGAAGAAAUUGGAGCCAACGAUGAUCUGAAUUAUUGGUCUGACUGGUCCGACAGAGACCAGAUCAAGGAGGAGCUGCCCGAGCCCUUUGAGCAUCUUCUGCAGAGAAUCGCCCGCAGACCCAAGCCUCAGCAGUUCUUCGGAUUAAUGGGCAAACGGGAUGCUGAUUCCUCAAUUGAAAAACAGGUGGCCCUGUUACAGGCUCUUUAUGGACAUGGCCAGCUCUCUCAUAAAAGGCAUAAAACAGAUUCCUUUGUUGGACUAAUGGGCAAAAGAGCUUUAAAUUCUGUGGCUUAUGAAAGGAGUGCAAUGCAGAAUUAUGAAAGAAGACAUAAAUAAACUACCUAAUGUAUUAUUCAUUGAGCUUCACUUGUGUCAAUGGCCAAGGCAAGAUAAAAUGAGACAUGCGCUAUGAGGAAUAAUUAUUUAUUUAAUAAUAAUUGUUGUUUUGAGUUGAAAACUCAAAAAGUAUUUAUUUUUCAUAUUGUGCCAAUAUGUGUUGUAAAAACGUGUUGUAAUUCUAAUAUGACAACUCGCUCAGAAGUAGAAGUCAGUGGUAAUUUCUCAACAAAGCACAGUAUUCAAUGAAGUUGUAAAAGCCUAUCAGAGAUAUAGUCUCCAAAGAAAGAAACCAUUUCUCUUUGUUGGCAGCAGUCACAUCAGCUACUACUAAAGAAAGGAAACUCACAGAUAGGCUGUGCUUCUCCAUUUGUUUUCAUGGUGAAAGUGUACUGAGACUUGGUACCAAACUGUGUUUGUAUCCCUGCAGCAUGUUUUAUGUUUUGUGACUAUAUAGAGAUGUUUUAAAAUUUUAAUGUGAUUCUAAGGUCUUUAUUUUAUUGUACAAUGUCUUGUGAUAGUUUACAUUUUAAAUAAAAGAAAAAAUAUCUUGA